GUCAACUGAACCGAGGCGCAACUACAGCACUGUUUCCCCCACUCCGGCUCCGCGAACCAUUUCAUACGGGGCGGGCCACGAGUCGAUUGAGGAAAGCACGCAAAGCGGACAACCAACUGCAGGAUUAAGUUAUCGCCGCCAUGUCUUCCCUCUUCAUUUCUCUCGUCGAUCGGCUUGCGACGCGCCACGAAGGCGGGAGAAGACACAAUGCGGCCCCCGAUGCUGAAGAGCAGGCCUUGCGCCUGUUCCUUGUUUCUUGUGACCUGAUUGGCGCCUUCCAACCCGCAGACCUUUGUGCGCACCUGGCACACAUGAUGUCGGUUCAGUGGCCGGAGACGUUGCGCUCGGAGGGGAGUUCUCGAAGCAGCGCUCUCCGUGCUGCUUCCGCCUCACUUCCUGCGUCUUCCAUUCCGACGCUCGUCGCGGCGUCCGGUGCGCUUAUUGGGUUUCUUUGGGCGCACAAAGCUGCGUUGCAGGACACUAUCGUCACACAAGGCCCAACAACGGCGGCCCCCGCGUCUCGCGCAUGGGUGGACGAAGUACACGACCAGUGGCAAUCCUAUGUGCUCCAGCUACUCAUGGCCCACCCACCCUUCUCCGCGGAGACUUGCACGGUGGCGUGCUGUACGGUGGGUCAGUUGAGUCUCUUGCCAGAGGGCUGUUGCGACCGCGUGCUGCGUGCUGCCUGUGAGGCGCUUCGAGCGGGUCGCGAGGACGGACUCACGGCGGUCUUGGCCACCGAGUUGCUAGGGCAGUGUGUGUCGUUGAUGGUGGUGUGCAGGCCCUUCCAACUGCGCGGCGCGGUGCUGGUAGACCCGGCCCUGCAGCACAAGUGCGCUCAGGAAAACAACAAGAGGAAGCAGAAGUCAGCUGACGCUUCGAAUUCGCAGGCGAACAGGCGUACGCGGUCCCCCACCCAGCGACCAGCCACAGGAGAGAAAAACACUGAGGCAUCGGUAGCUGUGAAGGAUGCCUGCGAUGGCAACGCUGCCACGGCGGCUGCGGAAGCGAGCUCCUGCUCUGCUCUUCCGUCGUGUUACCCUUUUCCCCCAAUAGAGCGCGUGACACAGCUGAAGGCGGAGCUGAUCGAGUGCUGUCUCGCGACGUUAGGGGCAUUCAUGGCGACAUCGACGGAGGCAACCACACUGCAGCACUGCACCGUGCCGACGGCACUCAUCUGCCAGCGGGUGCUAAUUCCACUGCUGCUGUUGGACGGCAAUGAGGGCCUGCAGCGAUACGAAGAACUCAUUCACAGCCUGUUGUAUACGCUGGCGACGGCGGCGACACCUUUUCCUGUCCAGGACGGCGCUGGUGUGGCGGUCAGCAACGUUACUUACGGCGAUAACUGCGAUGAUGUGGUGUUGCUCAUCUCCGUCCUUUUCGACUUUUUGUUUCGCCGGCCCUCGCUCGAGCCCGCGACCGACUUCCGCUACUCUCCUUUUCUGUGGGGCGUGCUGAGCAGCGCCAUGCACCGCAGCUUAACGGCGGCGGAGAUGGAUGCCGGGCAUCGUGCCAACAUGCAACUGCGCGUGGAGUACCUUCUAAAGCGCAUUGUGUAUUUGACAAAGGAGCAGCAGUAUCAGCACGCCACCACCACGGCGCCGCUGCCUGCGAUGGUGGAGUUCCACCCGUUGUUUUUCUGGUGCAGCAGCCCCCUCUCCCCCAGCACCGGCGAAGCACCAAGUGCCACGGCGUGGGACAAUUUCUUUCUUGUGCUCGAGUCGCUGAACGAGUACGGCUGGCACAUCAUCGAGCCUGUCAUGGCCCGCCUUGACACGUUGGUAGCGGCGCUAAACUCACAUCUAGAGUGCAGCGCGCGCGCUGCGCCGUGUACGCAGGCAGCGAAGCCUUCUACUCAAGGGGCUCUGCACACGCGGUGGAUUGAGAUGCUGCUUCUUAAGUUGGUUUUGCACCCAAACAUUGGCGUGCGCAAAGUGGGUCUCCGCCGCGUAUGGGGGCUGCCGCAACGCGUGCUGCAGUCCCUCUCUGCGGCGUUUCUUUUCCAGGACGCUUUCCAGAGUGCGUCCGACCCGCGGCUCUGCGCGGAUCUCGACCGGAUCCCUAUCUCGGCUUCCUUUCUCGAUACGAAGGCAUUCGAAGGCACGGAAGUGAAGGCGGUGCCGGACAUCGAGCCGCUGGCGCAAGAGGUAGAACGGUUCUACAGUGCUCUGUUCCUCACUCGCUGGCAUAAGGAUGGCGCUGGUGCUGAUGCUGAUGCUGUCAGCACGAGUGGCCGCAUCGAUGCGCUGCAUCGCUUGCUCGACACCACCCUCAACAAACCCCCACGAUUCACCGUAUGUGUGCUGGCCCGCACUCUUCUUGCGAUGGGGCAGGUGUUGUUCGAUCACCACAUCGACGCAGAGCCCAUCCUACUCGACGAGGGCGUCCUCCAGCGUCUGCAUCGCUUCAUGCGUGACUCGGUGCAGGAGAACGUUCCGUUUUGGCUGGACGUGCGCGUUACCGCGAUCUUGUUUGCGGCGCUCACCACCUUUGUCGCCGCCACCGCCUCCCCGCGCCGCUGCCGUCAGCACCCGUCCUUCUGGCGUCUCUACUGCAUGUGCGGCCCGCUGGGCGAGUCGGGCGGGCACAGCAUCACCGGGAUGGACGCGAGUGGGCAGUACGGCCUCGUCGGUGCCUCGGUUGACGAACGCUUCUUGCAACAGUGGCUCGUGCAGCUAAGCGCGCAAAUGCUGGAUAAACGCCGCCGCCCCGUGCCCGAAGGAGAGCACGAUUCCUCUUGUUUUUCUUUCGUUGACGAGUUGCUGGACGCGGAUGGGCUGGAGGGUCGAGUCAAGCGACUUUUGCAGACGGCCUCGUCGACUCCGUCUGUCGCUGCUGUAAACGUGGUGGAGGUGAAGGAGGCGUUCUUCUUGAUAGGCGCGCUCACUCGCACUGGCUCCGUUCGGGAUACGCAGCUCAUUCGCUGCACCGCGCAUACGAUCGCCUCGACGGUGGCGUCGCUGCAAACACGGGCCUACUGCACACCUGCGCAACUGCUGAGCAGCGCUGCAUGCCUUGUCGAGCUGCAGCACACUCUCGGCAGUGAGGUGUGCGGGCAGCUGUGGCCGUUGCGUACCACCCUGCAGUCUAUGUCAGCGGCGUUGCACACGCACGUCAUGGCAAGCCUCAGCGCAGCCGUGCACGCCGUCUCCGUGGGCCCUAGUAACGCAGCGGCCGGUGGCACCUCCCUCUUCGUAGACGGCGCUGACGAGUUGGUGUGGACGGUGAUGCAUACGGCCCACUUCGACAUUCUUGCCGCCGCCACUGCCUCCGUCAACUCGAUUGCUUGCAGCAGCGGUGACGCGGCCUCAUCGACGCAAGACGCGUCUUCCGUUGCUGCCGCAGCGAGAUACCUCGAUGUGUCGCUCCACGUUGAACAGCUCAUGAGUCUCUUGAAGGAAGCGGUGGAGACUUACAAAGCUCUUAUAUCUGCGAGAAAGCACGAUAACGAAGCGGCGGAUGAGGAGCGGGUGGCGGCAGUGUUGGUGAUCACCCGUAACAUCUAUCGCCUCCUCCAGAGUGAGCUCUGUGGGUUUCUUGCCGUGAGCAACAACGCUGUGGACACGGCGCGCCAGCACGACGGUCACCCUCCUUUACACCCGUCAUCACUGCCGGCGGAUCGCGAGUCGCCGACGGCAUCGCACGGUGGUGUGGCUCGCUGCCCGCUGGCCGGCGUGCUGUCGUCUCAGGCGGUGCAAUCCUACCUGCAGCAGCUCAUGUUCCUCCUCACCUAUCGCGUGCCGACUGGGCCGAUGCCGAGCGCGUUGUCGCCUCUGUCGUGGUCGACCCUCUUAGGGCAACACGGCCGCUACCGUAACAACCUUCUCUAUGUUCUCGCGCUCUGCCUCGGCCCUGUUUCCGCCCAGGACACGCGCUCGAGCGAGGGCUGUACGACCUCGCAGGCGGACUUUGAAAGCAUCGUGGCUGCCCUUCAGAGCUUUGCACUGGGUCAGCUGGAAGAGUGCUGGACCAUGAACUUGGCGAGUGUGUAUGACCUGCUUGUCUGGGUGGCAUCGUCGAACGUGCCGCGUGUGGUGGACUACAUCGCCAUCGCCGAUGGGAUGUGGGGUCACAUGAAGGAGGUCGGCGCACGACAGUACACGCGCCUCGCCGCCCUCGCUUUCACGGUGCUGCACUUUGUCAUGCCCCACCACCCCGAGUACGUGCGUGCGUUGCUGCUGCGUGUGCUGGAAGGGGAAGGCAAGGAGGCGCAGACGGCAGAUCGCGACGUGUACUUCGCCGCUAUGACGGCCUCGCUGCAGGUGCUGCACAACCCCGCGCAGAACUGGCCGGUGCUGAGCGACGCACUGCUCUACGCCGCCGUGCUCUUCAACACCAACCGCGAUGAGGAGGAAAACGAGUCCACCGUGGCCGUGACGGAGCCGCUGCUGAGAAGCUGGCCUGACGCGUUGCGGCUGUACUACCCGCCCACCACCCGCCUCUCCGCCGUCGGGCGCGCUAUGGCUGUGGCGACGCUGCUGUGGUGCUGCCACGUCGACGUGGCCGGCCGCGCGGUGCCGCUGACGGUAGAGCUGCUUCGCAUGAACGUGUGCCACCCGGUUGUGACGCACGAGCCGUGCAUGCCGAACUCCCGCACUCACCGCACCCGCAUUCGCUUAUGGCAGCUCCUGUGUGCGUUGCUGCCCUGUCUGGCGCAGCCGCAGCAACCGGUGCCACUGCCGCAGAUCGAGGAGGUCUUCCGGCUGCUCGUUUCGCACUGCGUCACGGUGAAUAACAUGGGAAGCGUGCGUCGACUCAUGGAGCUGUACGCGAUCCGCCUAGUGGAGCAGCAUCCAGGCUUGUACACCGUUGUGAGUGAGGUCUUGGGCAACUACAGCCUGCGCCCGCAGGUGUGUGGCAGCUACAUUCUGAUCGCCUGUCACGCCUUGCUUCGGCAGGAGGACCGAGCGCCACGGAAGGACGCGACUGCUGCUGCCGCUGCUGUGGACGAGGUGGCUGCUGGCACCUUUGACAGUUUGUUCCCCCGUAUUCUCCAGCAGAGUACAUCAAACCAGCACUUGCUGCGCAUCAUCAGCCACAUUGGCCUCGUGAACAUUUGCCAGCGCCGCAUCGCCCACGGCCGGCCACUCUCCGCCGCCGUAGAGGCGGUGUACAACUACGUCCUGCACGCCCCCGAACACAUCAAGUUCCGUGAGAAGCACGAACACAUGCUUUUUUUCGAUACCGACGUGGCAAGCAGCCCACGCAGUCUGUUCUGCGUUCAGCGGAAGGAGGCGAACACGGUGCUGGCCGAGGUGCUGCCCGCCGCCGCCUUCGAGCGCAUUCGCUUCGUCGAAACGGAGCUGUGCUGCGUGAUCGGCGCACUUUACCCCAUGGAGCUGCUGCGUGUGCGCGACCUGUGCGCCACCCUCCGCGUGGGUGACUUGGUGUCCGUCUUCAAGGACUUCGCGGCCAUCCCGCACACCACCACGCCGUGCGACUACUACGUCGACUACACGCAGGAGGCGACGGAACUGCUGACGCGUGACCCGAUGGCGGAGGCGGGGCCGGGUGGUGCCGCUGCUGCUGCUGUUGCCGGUAGCGCAGGCGAGGAGGUCGACGCUGCGACGGCAAAUGUGCAGAAGAAGGUAUCGUCGUGGUGGACGAGCGAGGUCUACAACGAGCUGCACCCGCGGGCGCUGCGCAAGCAGAAGCAGUCCAUCAUCGUCGUCGGGUCGCUCGUGGAAAACCCGGUCAACAUCGCUGGGCUGUGCCGCUGCGGCGAGAUUUUCGCGGUAGAGUCCAUUGUGGUGCCGGAGAAGAAGGUCUUUGAGCACCCCCACUUCGUCGCCGCCGCGCGCAGUGCGGAGCUGUGGAUUCCGUGGGAGGAGGUGAUGCCGAAAGACUUGCCGGGCUACCUUGAGGGGCUGCGACGCCGCGGCUACGUCAUUGUGGGCAUUGAGCAGACAGCAAACAGCGUCUCGAUGGAGGCAUUUUCGUUUCCUGCGCGCUGCGCUGUGGUGCUGGGGGCGGAGGGGCAAGGCGUACCGGCGCCGCUGAUCCCCCUGCUGGACGUGUGCGUAGAAAUUCCACAGUACGGUCUUAUUCGCUCCUUGAACGUGCACGUGACGGGCGCGAUUGCGAUGUACGAGUACACACGGCAGCACCUCAUGGGCAAGACGCGUGAAUGA
Molecule: messenger RNA, 6131 nt
Organism: Leptomonas pyrrhocoris
Lineage: Eukaryota; Euglenozoa; Kinetoplastea; Trypanosomatida; Trypanosomatidae
Exons: 1
Coding region: 141-6131 (1996 amino acids)
Biological process (GO): tRNA methylation
Molecular function (GO): RNA binding; tRNA (guanine) methyltransferase activity
Source: RefSeq, a predicted model, not a curated record